Messenger RNA from Ceutorhynchus assimilis (cabbage seed weevil), 865 nucleotides. The record is from the annotation of a GenBank genome assembly. Lineage: Eukaryota; Metazoa; Arthropoda; Insecta; Coleoptera; Curculionidae.
GUUUAUGACGUCAAGCUGUCAAAAUCAGCCCUCCCUAUAUAAAAUAUAAGACACUUGUUUAUAAUAAUUAUUUGUUAUUAAUUAUUGCCAAAUUCUUUUUAGUUGUUUUAAUAACAAUAAAUAUAAUUAGUUUUUUCAAGGAUGUCAAAAGAACAAAGUCCUAGUGGAAUAAGUUUAUGGGUCUACAAUCAAUUUUUGGUGUUUUUCUGUUUGGUAGGGCUGGGGCUGUCUUUGUACGCCUACACGGUGGAGCUUACUAUGGAAGAAAAUAAGGGGUACAAGCCUUAUUGCGACAUCAACCCCCAUAUGAGUUGUACUAAAGCUUUCGGGUCAGAAUAUGGAAAAGGAUUUGGGAUUUUCGGGGAAUCUUCGGUGUUCCACAAACCAAACAGUUUUUUCGGUAUUGUCUUCUACAGCAUGGUUGCUACUUUAUGUCUAUUCAACUCCCCAAUAGCCGUAAACGCUUCGCUGGUACUGAUAAUGUUCUCCAACUUUGCCUCUCUAUACUUCGCUUACAUUCUCUACUUCAUCCUGAAGGAUUUGUGCCUGGUUUGCCUGGGCACUUACCUAGUCAACGUUAUAAAUUUAGUUUUAAUCACUAGGAAGCACAAAAAAGUAAGACUGAUACGUGAGUUGAUUGAAAAUCUGGAAGGACAACAACAGGAGGCCGAUAUUAGAAAUAAAAAGUUGAAUAAAACUAAAGUCAAUUAAGAUGUUUUAUGGAUAUUAUAUAUGAAGUCGCCAGCUUGUGGUGAUUAUCUAUUGGGCAAUUAUUAUUUUUAAGAAAUAUUUUGUAAAAAGCUUGUUGUUAAGUUUAAAUGUUUGUGUGUUCAAUGUAUUUUUAAUAAAAACUAUUCUGUGUUUA